AGUCAGGAUGAGCUCUGCCCUGAGAUCUGGUGGUGAAUUGUGGUUCCCUUUCACAUUCAGGAUUCUGGAGCCAGGUGCCUCUGGAGGAAUGUGGAGCGUGAGAGGUCUAAGCUGUCUCCUGGCCAUUCGGCUGCUGCCACUGCUGGAAGCUUGUGAGCAGCCAAUGAAAUCUCCCCGCAUUGUGGGGGGUCAUGAUGCUAAGAAUGGGUCCUGGCCCUGGCAGGUCAGCAUCCGUCAAGGCAGCAACCAUAUCUGCGGAGGGUCCCUCAUUGCUGAGAGCUGGGUGGUAUCAGCAGCUCAUUGCUUUAAUGGGGACAAAUCUGCCUAUCAUGUGAACCUAGGGGAAUAUCAGCUCCUGAACCCCUCUGAAAGUCUGGUAUCUUUUCCCAUCAAGGAGAUUUACCGCCACCCCAGCUACACGGAUAUCGGGUCCAGCGGUGACAUCGCGCUGGUGGAGCUGGAAACCCCUGUGAUCUUCAACAGUGUUAUCUGCCCCAUCUCCCUUCCGGCCUCCUCUGUGGAGUUCCCCACAGGCAUGGAGUGCUGGGUGACCGGCUGGGGUGACACUCAGUACGGAGGGAGCCUGACAGCUCCCAAAACCCUGCAAGAGCUGCAGGUGCCCCUGAUAGACAGAGACGCCUGUAACAGCCUCUUCAACACCGGCUCAUACCCAGACGACCCUCCGGGGACCGAUCCCAUCAAGCAGGAUAUGAUCUGCGCAGGGUACCCGCAAGGGGAGAAAGAUGCGUGUCAGGGUGACUCUGGGGGACCCUUGGUCUGCGAAUGGGACAGCGCGUGGCUCUUGGCCGGGGUGGUGAGCUGGGGCGUGGCGUGCGCGCGGCCCAACCGCCCGGGGGUCUACAUCCUGCUGCCCCCCUACGCCGACUGGAUCCAGAGCUACGUCCCCACCGUACCCUUCACCAGGGAGAAGCCAGGCAGGUACAACAGCUCCUGA
Messenger RNA from Mauremys reevesii (Reeves's turtle), 955 nucleotides. RefSeq names its product serine protease 27-like. Gene Ontology annotation, molecular function: serine-type endopeptidase activity. Gene Ontology annotation, biological process: proteolysis. The coding region runs from base 8 to 955 and encodes 315 amino acids. The transcript is spliced from 7 exons. Lineage: Eukaryota; Metazoa; Chordata; Testudines; Geoemydidae. The record is from RefSeq and is a predicted model, not a curated record.